GUUGGCAGUUGUAAUAUAACUUUCCGCCUAGAGACAUUCGCGCUUCGAUUGGUAGCUCUAGUUCUUUCCGGUCAACUUUCAGAACCGUCAACAUGGGUAAGCCCCGUGGUCUCAAAACCGCCAGGAAACAUGUGAACCAUCGUAGGGAUCAGCGUUGGGCUGAUAAGGACUACAAAAAAGCCCAUUUGGGCACCAGAUGGAAGGCCAAUCCCUUCGGAGGUGCAUCUCACGCCAAGGGAAUUGUCCUCGAAAAAGUAGGAGUAGAAGCCAAACAACCUAACUCUGCCAUUCGCAAAUGCGUCAGGGUGCAACUGAUCAAAAACGGGAAAAAAAUCACGGCUUUCGUUCCUCGCGAUGGUUGCUUAAAUCAUAUUGAAGAGAACGAUGAAGUCUUAGUAGCAGGUUUUGGUCGUAAAGGUCAUGCUGUUGGUGAUAUUCCCGGAGUUAGAUUUAAGGUUGUUAAGGUAGCCAAUGUAUCUCUCCUAGCCUUGUAUAAAGAAAAGAAAGAAAGACCAAGAUCAUAAGUUAUAUUUUGUUUUACAUUUCGACUUAAACUUGUAAUAAAGCUGGUUUU
Molecule: messenger RNA, 574 nt
Organism: Brassicogethes aeneus
Lineage: Eukaryota; Metazoa; Arthropoda; Insecta; Coleoptera; Nitidulidae
Source: the annotation of a GenBank genome assembly